AUGGGUGAAGGAGAUAUAUCUAAGGAAUCUACACAAGCUCCACAAGGUACUCCAAUUGUUAUUUCUGUCGAACCUAUUACCAAUACUUUUGUCUCUUUACCUCCAUAUAUAAUCCCUACCACUUCCACCACUGAAUCACCCACAUUUGAAAACAUCGUCAAUCAACCCUUUACAUCAAUUUUUUCAUCACAAUCCACUGAUCCAUCAAAAAAAUUGGAGGAGUUUGAAAAUGAAGAAGGUGGCUUUGGAGGCACUUUCGAACAUAUGGUAUUUGAUGAUGAAGAAGAAGAUUUCCCUGACCAUAUGCUGAUGUCUAUGAAACAAUUCAAAAUUCUGAAUAAAAAGUUGAAUUCCAUUAUUCAGUCUCAAGCAGAUAUGGGGGGAGGAAGUUCAGUUUCAAGUUUUGAAAUUAAUAGACUAAUGAAGGCUUUUGAAGCAAUAAUGGUGAGCAAAGUUUCCGGUAUGAUUAAAGACACUGCCUCCAGAAUAUUAGAGAAGGUUGACCAAUCUGAUCACACCACUGAGUUAAGGAUAAAUUCUUUCAAUUCAAAGUAUGUGGGAGCUGUCAAAGAGUUAACCAAUGUUCAAAAUGAAAGACAUACAUUGUUUGUUAUGGAUGUGAAGAAAGUGAGAGAAGACGUCAACUUUAAGCUUCAAUAG
Lactuca saligna is the source of this 660-nucleotide messenger RNA. The record is from the annotation of a GenBank genome assembly. Lineage: Eukaryota; Viridiplantae; Streptophyta; Magnoliopsida; Asterales; Asteraceae.